AUGUUAUAUCAAGAAAAUAGUAAUUCAUCUCCAAAAAAGACAUUUUAUUCAGAUCACCAAAAAACCUCAUCAAGUACAUGUCCGAUCCCAUCAGAAAAGAAGCCCGUCAAUAGAAAACAAGGCAAGGUCCCUCUUCAUGUAUUGGAGUAUGAUCAGCCCAUUUCCAAACCACCAAUGUACAAUAGCCAAAAAUAUACUGCGGGACUAUUUUCGUCCACUGCGCCAACCUCGCCCAGUAUCAGAACACAUCUAGACGAAGCUCUCCCAACACCCUCCUUAGAUCAGCCUUACUCUCUUUCAUCCGAAACUUCCCCAGUCCUAAAUACAGUCCUAAAAGCAGAACGAAAAGCCAAGUAUGAAAAGAAGCAGUAUUUGUUCAAUACAGAUUAUCAUGACAGAAUCAAAUUGAUGAAUCUAUCUGACAGUAUAUCAAAUCCACAUCGAGACCUUAGAGCAGAAAAGCACAAAACUACAAGAAUAGGCGCAGGGAUUAAAAGAAGAAGUGACAAGAACAUUUUACGACCACCAAUCAAAAAAUUUAAUUGCAGUGAGUGUGGAUAUAUGAGCAGUCGAAAGAGCAACUAUACAAGGCACAUUGAACAACAUGAUGACGAAAGACAAAAAUGGAAGUGCGAUACGUGCGCUAAAUCGUAUUCUAGCAAGUUCAACCUGGAAAGACACAUAACCAGUACUCAUACUAAUUAUAAUGAAAACUUUGGCUCAGGACCACAUUAUCUGUUGCAAAUUCUCACCAUAAUCUCUACAUUAAUUACAACUAAAGACAAGUUACAAUGUACAAUCGUCUGCAAGAAUUGGAUGAACUCAUUCCAAAUGGCUUUGUGGAACAGUCUAAAAAUCAAUCAGGAUAAACUGGAGAACAUUGUCGAUGCAUUUGACAAUUCACAGAGCAUUUAUUCAAAGAAUGGCCAUCGUGUACGAGAAAUAACUUGGUCCAAAACACUGGAAAUCAGUAAUGAACAUCUUUACAAAUUACAGCAUUGCUUUCAAAACUUACAGAAACUCGACAUGCAAAUGGGCACUGUGAGCAAAUACGACUUUGGUGGCAUGGCUGACUGGAACCUUUGGAAUAGGCUGACUUGCCUAGUAAUAUAUAAGCCUAAAUACGACUCAACUUGUGAAAAUGUCUUACUAUUAAAGAUCUUACAUUGUCUACCAAAUCUUACGUUCUUGAAUGUACUAGACAGAAGAAUUGUACCCUUAGUUCCAAACACUUGGGAAAUGCUAGAAACACUUCAUGAAUACUUGCCGCGACUCAAGCACCUAGAACUCAAUUUUUAUUUGGAUGGUGUAGACUUUAAAGACAUGGAAUCAAUUAUGAACGUUAGACCAGCAAAAAGUAUUACUACCGUCAAGUUUCAAAGUCAUUAUCUGGAUUUCGGGUGGAUAGUUUAUCUUGCUUUAAAGUAUCCGAACCUAUCAAUACUUGAAUCAAAAAAAUGCUUCAGAAAAAUUGUGAACAAGCAAUCAAUCCCAGAAGAGGCUAUAGCAGUUCUAUCUCGCUUAAAAGGCUGUUUUAAAAGCCUCAAAUCAGCCAAGUUAAAACAGAAUUUUACUCUCGGUCCAUAUCACCAGAUAUUGUGGAAUGUAUUACAACCGCUAGCUGGAUCAAUCGAAUCCUUAAAUCUUGUCUUGAUGUCUAACUGCAGAACAAAUGAUGGUCCAAUAGAGCUAUCGAGUAAUUCAUUUGAGCUCAAUUCAGGCUCUCUCGAAAAACUCAUACUAAAUAUCAGACUUCCUGAAACAAUUGUAUACCAAGCUCCAAUAUCGUUCGGCAUGUGCUCUCGCCUAAAUAUUCUGGAUCUGGAUAUAAGCCAAGGAGUAUUUGAGCUUGACGCUGUCUUGACCGGUUGCAUAUCUCUGAAAAUUCUGAGACUAAGGGCCAAGUCUAUCACUUUAACUCUUCACGUAUCACAUACCCCAGACUUCCAUGCCUUGGAGAAAAUAAUCAUAGUACAUUCGACAAUCGGGUCAGAAGUACUCGAACAUCUUUCUUUCAGCUGUAGAAAAUUAACAAAGAUGUUCUUGAUGAACACAGUAAUCUCAGCAACAAUAUCUGAACUAGAAAAUCACUUAAAUAUCAACAUGUCCUUUACAAAUUUUGAGGAAUUAAGCAUGCACGAUGUAAGAUUUCACGCUCAAAUAAGAGAAUCCGACCGAGUUGGAUACCUUAAAGUCUCUUCAACAAGCAUAUUUGUCAUCGAACAGACCCACCCAGAAAAGGAUCCAAAAAACCAGGAGUCUGAUCAUCUACAGUCAAUUGACGACAAGCAGACGCGGUUUUACCGCCACCGUACUAUGUAUGAGAACAAAAAGAUGAGGAUUCUUAAAAGUCCUGAAAUCCGGUUGGUUCAAGACUUUCUUAAGGACUCUUCUAUUUCCGAAAAGACAUUGACUGUAUACGAAGACAAGUUUCUUACCGACUUUUCAAAAAAUUCAUUAGAUAGCUAUAAUCCAAAUUUGUAUACUAAAUUACAAUGUAGACAUGUUCAAGUAUACUCUAUUCACGCUGACGAACAGGAAUAA
Molecule: messenger RNA, 2544 nt
Organism: Phycomyces blakesleeanus NRRL 1555(-)
Lineage: Eukaryota; Fungi; Mucoromycota; Mucoromycetes; Mucorales; Phycomycetaceae
Product: C2H2-type zinc finger transcription factor
Exons: 3
Coding region: 1-2544 (847 amino acids)
Cellular component (GO): nucleus
Source: RefSeq, a predicted model, not a curated record